Messenger RNA from Sordaria macrospora k-hell, 753 nucleotides. The record is from RefSeq and is a predicted model, not a curated record. Lineage: Eukaryota; Fungi; Ascomycota; Sordariomycetes; Sordariales; Sordariaceae.
AUGGACAUAUAUCUCGAAACCCCCGCCGCCGACCUCUACGCCCUCCGCGCCGCGCUCUCCAGCGACAUGGACUCGGACGAUCUCGACAUUGAGUCAAUAUUGGACUCUUCCAAGAGGAAAAUCAGAAAGCUGGAAAGUCAGCUCCACACGGUCAACAAUCGGGUGGAGAAGAUGCGGGAGGAUUCCGAUGAGUUGAGGGAGGAUUACGAGGAGUUGGAUGAAAGUGUGGUGGCGAUUGAUGAGGGGGUGAGGAUGGAGAGGGAGAGGAUGAGGUUGUUGAGUGUGUGGGCUGGGAAGAAGAGGGGGAGGGGGGAGAGGAGGGUGAGGGUUGAACGGAAGGAAAGGGAGGAGGGGGAGGAUGGGGGAGGAUGGAUGGGGAAUGGGGAUGGUGAUGGACAGGAUAGUAAUGGAGAGGAUACAGAUGAGGCUGAAGAUGGAGAUGGGGAUGAUGGCGGAGGAGAAAGGGAAAAUGGUGGAGGAAAUGGGGGGAAUGAUGAACAGCAAGGUGGUGGUGCUGGUGCUGGUGCUGGUGGAGAGGAACUUGAGGAGGAAGGGAGCAGGACAGAAGAGGACAGGGGAGAAAGGGGUGAUGAGGAUAAGGAGAGGAAAAGACAAGAUUCCAGUAACAACUCAGAUCCCUCGUCGAGCGGGUUGGGAAGUUCUAGUUCUGAGGAAGAAAGGGGCGGCGAUGACGAUAAAAAGAGAAAACGAAAGGACUCCACCGACUUGGGUCGUUCUUCUUCAAGCGAAUAG